Macrosiphum euphorbiae (potato aphid) is the source of this 693-nucleotide messenger RNA. The record is from the annotation of a GenBank genome assembly. Lineage: Eukaryota; Metazoa; Arthropoda; Insecta; Hemiptera; Aphididae.
AUGUUCGUGUGCAUGUGUAAAUAUCCGGGGCUCGUGGGCAACGACCACAUGAUGGGUUCGUGCGAAGUCGUACGUCUGUGCAACGGUAACGUUAAAGACUUGAAUAAACCCAUGAACGAGCUGGAGUGCAACUGUUCGAUUCACGAGGAAUCGUUCCGGUACAACGGCAUAGUGCCGGUUUGCAGGUCGUUGACGGUGCUGGAAGCGAACAGAAAAUACGAAGACUGGCAGCACCUAGUGCCGUGGGUCUCCGACGACCUUUUGCCGAAGCAGACGUUCAACGCGACGGUGCAGAACAAUAUGAACUGUUCUAGGCUUUUGAACCCGUGUUCUCACGAUCUGCGCGACACGACGCUGCGGUUGAAAAAGGCGAAAUACGAUUCGGCGUACAACACGUGCAUCUUCGAAGACGGGGGCGUGCCGGUGCGCACCGGCGUGUUUAAACGCCACGAAGGCGCCGUGGGUCCCGAAAACGGUCGAUUCGACACGAUAGACGGGGCUCUGUACAGCGGUAAAUAUUCAAAAAUAUGCAUACUCGACAGAGUGGUGGAAAAAAGACAAAUGGGCGCUAUAACUACGACUUUCGACGUGUCGUUGACGCCCACAGACGAUCCAAAGACGACGCUGACCGUAGCGCUGCCCGAAAACACCAGCGUCGGUUCACCCGGACAGGUGCGCCGUGCGCAUGACUAA